This is a messenger RNA of Acanthaster planci (crown-of-thorns starfish), 8023 nucleotides long. RefSeq lists its product as uncharacterized. Lineage: Eukaryota; Metazoa; Echinodermata; Asteroidea; Valvatida; Acanthasteridae. Gene Ontology annotation, molecular function: G protein-coupled peptide receptor activity; protein binding. The record is from RefSeq and is a predicted model, not a curated record. Gene Ontology annotation, biological process: activation of adenylate cyclase activity; adenylate cyclase-activating G protein-coupled receptor signaling pathway; hormone-mediated signaling pathway. Gene Ontology annotation, cellular component: plasma membrane.
UCCAUUUGUGGAGGCUUCUCCAGUCUAAAUGUCAGACUUUAUUUCCCUUUGAAAUGAUAUCCUCCAGAUCCAAGAUUAUAGCCGUUAUUCAACUCGGGUUCCUCAGCAUAUUGUUUAAAUAAUAUUCGCCGCCCAGGCACAAAUCAUUUGAAAAGGGGCGUGACAAUGAAGUAUGAGAAUCACGUGGCCAAAAAACAUUUUGCCGAAAGUCUCACUUCCUAAACGCAUAUGUCAGGAGGACAUUUGGCGGAACAACAUAACACCCCCCCCAAAAAAAACGCCCCAGGAGGGAUUCCCACAAUCCACUGUGGUGAAUCCUCCAUGAACAGCAAAUUCAGACAUAUAGACGGUACAUUAACCAUUCGUUUAAUAAUCAGUGUCGCACUGCACGCAUCGGUAUUAGUCGUCGCUCCCUCGGUGAAAGCGACACUUGGACGCCGCCAAACUCUAAAGGUCUCAGUAGCACGGUGCGGUUUCUCUUGAGGGAAGUUGCCGGAAACUCCUUUGAUGUAAAAGAACUGGUAAUUGUUGCCACCCAGGAACAAAGCACAAGACAAUGGGCACGUGUUGACAUAAUGUUAAUCACGUGGCCAAAGGGAUAGUUCUCUGUCAGGACGCCAGAAAACAGUUCGCCAAAACGUCUGUCUGCCUGAACGCAACAUCUAGAGAGGACAUGCUGCUGAAUUCGCAAUCAGACUGCAUUGGUGGCGAGUGUGUGGUCAGAGACGGAGACUGUUUGAUGAUUGUCCUUGUUUUCCUAUCCAUAAAAACCCCUUCGAAGGAAAGAGCAUUAUCUCAUUCAAAAGUGCAGGUCCUUUCAAGUGAAGAAAGAAACAAUGUGCCCCUGGAUGGAUUAACUGACCCCCCCCCGACACUGCACUGGGGUGUAUCCUUCUCUAAUUAGCAAAUACAGCGAGAUAUAGCGGGUAAUUUAUUUAAAAGUUGUUCAACUUGUGCACACGUGAAGGAUUUUAUUGAAAGGUGACUACUGACCAGUCUGUGUUAACUGUCGUUGAGGAGAAACUUUGGGACAAAAACGUCGGAAUCAUGCAAGUCCAGCAUAUAGUUCUGCAAAAUUUCAGAUUAAGGAAAACAUCCCACUGAAACGCCCCCCCCCUUGAGCAGACUGGAUACGGCGCUCAUAUUGCACGCACCAUCCCUUUACAGUGGUUGCUCCUUCCCUGAAAAAGUGACACUCUGACGCAGCCAGACCGGUUUCGUGGUAUGUUGCACGAUGCGUUUCUUUCGAGGAAAGUCGCGGAAAACUUCUUUGAUUUAAAGCGGAGUGACCAAGGCAGUGAUUAAACAUGUUCCUGUGUGUCCUUUACAGUGUGCUAAUGGUUCAGAGCUUUGUGCUCCAGGCAAAACCACAAUCCACGUAUCAGUGCAGCAACAUCUCUCUGGUAGACCUUAAUGAGACCGUGCCAGUCUCUACUUUGGCGGGGAAUGGCACAGCGUUUAUCAAUGGUGGAACAUCCACGGACUCGUAUUUCUGCUGGAAUAUAACAACUCAUGAUUGGUGGCAAAUUCAAGCAACAUGCCAAUACAGGCAAACAGUCUCUGACUCCAUGCUGCACCUCUAUCUAAGCGAUAAGCCCAACUUGCCCCAUCGGUUGUGGUCGUUCUUUGGUAACUACAUCAGGUGGAAUCCUGUCGAGAUCUAUUCUUCGGGAAUCCUUCUGAUGUUCGCCAGAAUAUCCAACCAAGGAACGUUUAUGACCUGUGAGAUUCGACCAGUAACAGACAAAAAUGCGGAGCGACUCUGUGGCCCCCAAAAUAUCAGCCUAACUGACCAGCGCCUUAUUAGCGUCUCCAUUCCUGGUAACCACUUGAGCGUGCAGUGUUUGUGGUUGAUUACCAGCCCAUCUGAGGCAAUCGUUUUCGUGGAUGUGUUGAACGUAAACCUUCAUUAUAAUCAACGAUUUGUCUUCGGGCAAGGUCACAAUAGUGCCAAUGAAUCAACUGUAUUUGGAGAGAUAAACAACAGUAAUGAAAUGUUCCAGACAGGCUCUUCACUUUUCUCUAUCGGGGCCUACCUUUGGAUUACAUUCACUUCUUCUCUCCACAAUGACGAGAACAACCCGCCGACACAGCAGCUCCUUUUGCGGAUAGAGAACUACACUGGUACAGUUCGAUGCAAGUCGGGCCAGUUCUUGUGCCAAGAGGAUUCCAAGUGCAUCCCACUCCAAGCAUUCUGUGACGGGGAAUUUCACUGCUCAAAUCACAUAGACGAGGCCGGCAGCUGUGACCGUUGCGGUAAAUCAGACAUCGAUGUACAAUUUGGUGAAGUACUCACCAUCAGCAGCGAGUUUGAGUUCAAUCCAGCACCUGGCGGUCCGUACAUGACCGGCUACUUUGCGAUAUACACCGGGGAUUCGGGAUCCCGGCCCAAUACCACUUUGUCUGAUAAUGUCAUUGUGAGCAGCUACACAGAGGGCGUGUCAAGGCUGAGUUGUGUUUGGCGGCUCACGGAACCAGAGGGAACCCGGAUCCACAUCACAGUGGCAGAAUGUUCUGGUGACAUGAGGAUUAGAAAUGGACGUGAUACAACUUCUACCCUGACACGAGUCAUCAAUUCAAUCUCGAAACCCCAAUUACCAAUGGAUAUUUUAUCCAUUGAUUCUGGGGUGUGGAUUACAUGGGAAAUAGAGCCGUGGGAUGAUUGGCACUGGCAUUACUCGUGGGAUCAUUGGGAUUACUGGGAUUACUCUGAUUAUUCAGAAUACCCGGUUUACUUGGAAUAUGAACACAAAAUCAAACUGAAGCUUUUAUUCACAGCAUACAAUAUCAGGGAGUGUGAGGAGGGUCAGUUUUCUUGUCCAUCUGGUUUGGACUGCCUUGAUGACACCUCCAAGGUUUGUGACGGACGCAAGGAGUGCACUGCAUACGGGGAUGAAAUAAAUUGCGGUGUGUGUGGCCAGCAUGAAUUCAGAUGCGGAAUGACCGACUCCUGUGUGCCGAGACACCAGAUUUGCGACAGAAAGGCAGAUUGCAGAGACUAUUCGGACGAAAUGAUGUGUGGAUUCUGUGGGAACGAAACUGUCCAUCUUAGUACAAACAAUUACGUAUUACGUCAUGAUGAUCACAACACACCCUGCAUGUGGGUUAUUACUGCCGAGCCAGGCUGGCGAAUUGAAGCCAGAAUUCAACAGUUAGACAAGGCAUUCGCAGUUACCAUCGGGACAAGUUACGAUACCACUAGCCCUGUCAACCAGAAGGUCUUACGAGAAGUGAUAGUAAAGAGCUAUUAUGCCUACCCAAGAUUUAUCACAACGAACAACUCUAUAAUGUGGAUCAAAGCAAUACACCAUCGCUACCACAGGCCUGCUGAUGAGCUACAGAUAGAUUUUCAUCAGUAUAGAAACGUUGAAUGCUCCCAAGGUGAACACACAUGCGCCUCAGGCCUUCAAUGCAUCCCAGAAGAAGCACGCUGUGAUGGGACUGCUGAGUGCCCAGAAUUUGGGGACGAAAUCAAUUGUGGAAACUGCUCAAAACAUGAGUUCCCUUGCCGCUUGGGCUACGGAUGCGUCUCACUUCAUCGUGUCUGUGACGGCAGGAACGAUUGCCCAGACCUGUCAGACGAGAUGGGAUGUGGACCUUGCGACGGAUCCUUUUAUAACUUAUCUGGCGGUGAGUUGAAGAUACUGACUUCACCUGGUUGGCCACUGAGAAAUUACCCUCCAUAUACACAGUGCCUAUGGUUAUUGGUGGCUGAAGCAGGAUACCGAAUCGUGCUGUAUUUUGAGGAAUUUUUCCUGGAGAAAUCAUUUGACUUUCUCUAUUGUGGUAACGGUGACAGCUUCAAUAACGCCUUUCUACGAUUAUCAGGGAAUCGGUUUCCAAUCAUGGUUGCAUCAACAAACAAUACAAUGUUUGUUAGGUUUACCUCCGACUUCAUCAUUCAAGAAAGAGGAUUUCAACUAAAAGUUCAGCAGAAGCUCUCAGAAACAGUUUGGUGUGGGAAAGGUGAAAUUCCCUGCAAAACACAAAAUCUGAUUUGUAUUAGGAACAGCUCCAAGCAAGACAUUAUACAAAUCUGUCGCGAUAAAAUCGAGGGGUGCGGUGGCGUGAUUGACUUCUCGGGAAACAGCACAGAUCUCCGUUCUCCUGGCUACCCACAAGCCUACCCCCCAGACGUCGCCUGCCAUUGGGAAAUCAAAUCUACAGAAAGAUUUCUGAUAUCAAUAGUCAGCUUUGCAACUGAAACCUCUCGGGACAUCCUGCGAUUUGAAGGCACCACGCCCCAGGACGGAAAACCCGUUUUUUUCAAAAUGGACGGGAGCACCAAAUUCAGAACCAUAGAGUUCUGUUCGCUAGUGCGCAUUAACUUUACCACCGAUUCAACUGUCGAAGAUACGGGUUUCCUGCUACGACUGUUACCCACAAACAAUGACACAUCCUGCAUCGAUGAACCACACGAUGACUGUGGCCCAUGUAUGUGUCCUGACGCAAGAUAUGAGUUCCAAGACAGCCAGUCGAACCAAACAGACGAUCAAGAAUGUCAAGACACACCCUGCCUCGACCCUUCACACUUUGACUGUGGUGAUGGCUCGUGUGUGUCUCCGAACGCAACAUGUGAUGAGUUCCAAGAUUGCCAGAUGAAUGAAUUAGACGAACAGGAAUGUCAAGACACACCCUGCCUCGACCCUUCACACUUUGACUGUGGUGAUGGCUCGUGUGUGUCUCCAGACGCAAGAUGUGAUGGGUUCCAAGAUUGCCAGACGAAUGAAUUAGACGAACAGGAAUGUCAAAACAUUUCUUGUUCGGAGUCCUACCAUUGUCAGAACUCUUCCAAGUGUGUCCAUUGGCCACUGGUCUGUGAUGGUAAGCCUGAUUGUCCAAUGGAAGACGACGAGGCAGACCAUCAAUGUGGUCUGCGCUGCCCAGGUGGUUGCAAGUGUGACAUAGACGAAGGUAGUAUUGAAGUCGAGUGCAAGCAUGGUUGGAAUGAGUCCACCUUGGCGAACGUGGUCAAAAGAACAAAAGAACUAAAGAUUUCCGAAGGAAAUGGCAGUUUGUUAGCUAUGGGAGUCUUCAAAGAAUUUACAUAUUUGAAGUUACUGCGGCUAAACAAGAAUAAUAUAUAUUAUAUCAAGCCUGGGACAUUUCUUGGCCUGACGAGCUUGACUUCCUUAGAUAUUUCGAACAACAGUAUAACGAGCAUUGAUGCUAACUCCUUUUUGGAACUGCAUAGCCUGGAGGUCUUGAUUGCCAUGGAUAUUUCCCUUCAAACUAUCGAAGAGAAGGCUUUUGAUGGACUGAAAAUGCUUCAAUUGUUGGUUUUGAUAAGACGUAGUUUAUCCAGCCAGUCCGCUGUUGAUGUCAAAGAUGGCGCACUGACAGACUUAGUGCGCUUGGAAAAACUCUAUGUGGACGAUCAUCGUCUGUGUUGUGAGUUCAAGUCAUCGAUUGGCCUUGACGUAUCAAACUGCUUCACCACUGAACGGCAGCCUCCCCUGAAUCUCUGCGGAAGCCUGAUGCGUAACAACUUCCUACGUGUCUCUAUGUGGAUUCUUGGUCUGAGUGCCCUUGUCGGCAACGCAGCGGUCAUCAUUCGGAGGUGUUGCCAGGGCAAGGAAAAAGGCGGGAAAAGGACACACUCCUUUUUUGUGCUCAAUCUUGCGGUUUCAGACUUUAUGAUGGGCGUGUAUAUGUUAAUGAUAGCUGGAGCCGACGUUUACUUUGGCAAUAAGUACUCACGCGAGGCCCGCGAGUGGAGAUCGAGCCCGAUCUGCAAGAUAGCGGGGGUGAUCUCGGUCCUUUCAAGUGAGGCUUCAGUGUUCUUCGUUACCCUCAUUAGCCUCGACAGCUUCUACUCAAUCGUAUUUCCUUUCAGUCGGACCCGACUUGGGGAAAAAUCGGCUGCAAUCACUGUCGCCAGUCUGUGGCUUUUAGCUUUGAGUCUCAGUGUCGUCCCCACUGUCCUUGUUAGCUCUGACUCCAGAGUGUACGGCCUAUCUGAUGUAUGCAUUGGUCUGCCUUUGCUCACCAAGCCAACAAGCUACGACUUAGCAGAGAACAAAAUCGACAUGCGAGCAGAUCUCGACCCAAUUAAGGUCCCUGUGGGUAGAGGGAAGGAACCAGCCUGGAUCUAUUCCAUCAUCCUCUUUCUUGGUGUCAACCUUCUGUGUUUCCUGGUGGUCCUGUACUGCUAUAUCGCGAUCUUCGUUAAGGUCAAGCGCACUGCCUCCAGAGUCAGGCGGAUGACUCACCGCGACCAGGAGAUCAAAACAGCUGUCAAGAUGGCGCUGAUAGUAGGCACGGACUUUGCUUGCUGGAUGCCGGUGAUCAUCAUGGGAAUCCUGUCCCAGACCGGAGUGGUGGAUAUCAGUCUGGAUAUGUACGCAUGGACUGUCGUCUUCAUCCUACCCAUCAACUCGUCCCUCAAUCCAUACAUGUACACGUUCUACACCACCUUGGCUAGUCGGCGCAACAAUCAAGGGGCUCGUUUCUCAACUGAAAUGAAGACCAAAUCCUUGGAAACAGUUCAUUCCAUGAUACUGGGCAAAUAGUCGUAGUAGAAUUUACAUGUGUAAUUUUUAAGGAGCAUUCAGAUUAUUCGUAAACAUGGAUGUAUAGUCAAUAACGGGACUUUUAACUUGGUUCCAAGUUAAAAUGGCAGCUGCCAAUUUAUAGUUGAAGUUACAGGCUAUAAACAGAUUAAGUUAUUUGGGUGUUUUACCACUUUGUGAGCCAGGUAAAUACAUUCACAGACUGAAACUAUAUACGCAGACAGUUGAGCCAUUGAAAGUAUGCCCUAGGUGCGUAUUGGUAGAAGCUUCGGCACUUUUAGAUAAAAAGUAGUCAAUUGAAUUUCAUGGGUGCUGCUCGUCGCCGUAAAUAUUAGCUGUCAAAGAUGCCAGAAAGCACAAUAUAACUCAUUCAGUGCACAAAGAUUUACAAUACUUGUAUUUGUAGUAGUAAAGCUCAACAUAUUUGAGUAAUAUCGGUAGGUCUGCGUUAGGGUAAUGUAGUCUCGUUUUGAAAAGUGGAUUCAUUGUGUUAUUGUUAUAACAUACUGUUUCCUGUUUCACCAUAUUUUUUAGUAGAAAUGCUGACAUAAAUUGCUGUAUAAGUAGGGUAAAAACCCAUUAAAACAAAUGUUCCCUACUUCUUUAUCUAUGAAAGAUGUGUUUAAGCGCUUAGCGUUUCGACCUUGGUUUGUAAAUAAAAGCAACACUGACUGAAAGAUUUCGCCGAUUGGCAAUUUGAUAAACGUGAUUUCAGGUAGUAUAUUCAAAGAUUAAAAGGCCAUCUCGAUUUUGGAAUAUUUAGUAGUCUGUAAAAUAUUAGUAUAUCCAGUACAUGCACUAGCAAUGACAAUAUCUACGAUUUAUUAUUGUAAAGAAUGUCUAAUAAUACAGCAAGUGAUAGUACAGAUAGUACAGACAGUUUGGGGUUUACUACCGGUAAUUGGCCAUGUGAUCACAAAGAAUCCAACUUUCACCAUUCGUGUUCAUUUGUAUUCCAAAUACGAAUAAUCGAAUCGAACUGAGGCUGCUUAGGUGGAAGGCGAGGAAAGAAACACCAUUUCAAUUUUUGAGUUACACUAGGUGCUGUUGUGGUGUCAUCUAAGUAGGGCCAUGGUCAAUUUGCGUUUCGUUUUUCUUUGAAAUUAAAAUUGUUAAUUGUUAACCAAAAAUAUACUUAGUAGGAACUUUCUUGAGGAAAUUUUGCUAGUUGGAUUGUUGCCGUGAGGAACACAACAAUGAAUCGCCAACGAAAAGGAAAUUUAAGAAAGGAAACCAUCCGAAGUUCCAGCAGGAUGCAACGUUGAAGUUUUCUUUCUGAAUGACAUCACAGCUUUGCUCACCAAAAAAAAGCUUUUACACGUGAAAGUGCGCAAUGAAAGCACAAAAUACCUUUUGAAAGAGCAAAGAAAAAUAAUUUUUUUGACAUAUAAAGUAGUUUUUACAAGGUUGUUUUAAAAAAGUUGACUUGAAUAGACCAGGUUGUUCCUGUUUCUUGUUCUUUAUAAAUAAAUUCCUCCUGAAAUUGAAACAGUCAUUUACGAGUUCAUAAA